This is a messenger RNA of Vicia villosa (hairy vetch), 1110 nucleotides long. RefSeq lists its product as uncharacterized. The record is from RefSeq and is a predicted model, not a curated record. The transcript is spliced from 2 exons. Bases 61 to 1065 code for a protein of 334 amino acids. NCBI's taxonomy places the organism in Eukaryota, Viridiplantae, Streptophyta, Magnoliopsida, Fabales, Fabaceae.
ACUACUUCUCCUCUCCAAUCUUUGGUUUAUCUAAACUUAAGUUUUUGCAAUAUUACUAUAAUGCCUGAUGUUAUUGGAGAAUUAAGGUGUUUAGAAAGACUAAAUCUUCAAGGAAAUAAGUUUACUACACUUCAUUCCACAUUGAGUAGUCUUCACAAUCUAUCAUAUUUAAACCUAUCUCAUUGCCAUAGGCUUCAAAGUUUACCUGAGCUACCGAUAGAGAGUGGUCGAUCAGAUUUGGCGGGAAAAUAUUUUAAAACAACAUCUGAAUCUCGUAAUCAUAGAUCGGGUCUAUAUAUUUUUGACUCUCCCAAUUGUUACAUAGGCGAGUCCUUGAUCGCAAACCAACAUAUAUAUUGGCUCUUCACUACAUGGAUAAUAAGACUCGUUAAGGAACCUCUUCAUUAUCGGUGUGGCUUUGACAUUAUUUUUCCUUGGCAUGUGGAAACCAAUGGUUUGUAUAAAGAUGGCGUUUUCUCAGAUUUGUUGUUCCACUUCCAUCAUCAGUUUAACGGGAAUACCGUAGUACGAAUGGAUUGUUCAACUAUGGCUGUUGAUUGGGCUGGUUUUCUCUUUUAUGUAACAUUUGAGUCAAAUAAUCAUAAUCAUCAAUCGUUGUCUUCUUCUUCUUCAUCGCCAUUGCCAUGUCCUUUUUAUCUUUCUUUUGAGAGUGAGCACACUGAAGAGAGAUUUGAUAUGCGAAUAAAUUUGGAACAUAAUCAAGUUCAAGGCAGGAAUUAUAUUUGGAUGAUCUUUAUCUCUAGAGAACACUGCCAUUUUGUAGAAACUGGAGCACAGAUCACAUUUAAAGCAUGUAAAGGUUUGGUUAUUAAGGAAUGGGGGUUAUGUGUCAUAACCAAGGAAGAUGUAGAGGGCUCUGAAUGGAGACCAAGAACGGAUCUUGAUUUACAGGUUCUGGAAAUAAAAGAAAGCAGCAGUGGUAAUGAGUUUGAGCCUAAAAUUCAACUUCCUUACAAUUGGUUAGUUUCGGACGAAGAUGAAGCUGAGACGGUUCAAGCAAAGGGGAAAGAAACUGAUCUCUUUAAUCUUGGCCUUUACCUUUAGAUUUUCUAGUUUGCAUCUUCUGCAUUUUUGUGUGUUUUGGCUACA